This is a messenger RNA of Xyrichtys novacula (pearly razorfish), 5159 nucleotides long. NCBI's taxonomy places the organism in Eukaryota, Metazoa, Chordata, Actinopteri, Labriformes, Labridae. The record is from the annotation of a GenBank genome assembly.
UUCAUGUGUGUGUGUGUGUGUGUGUGUGUGUGUGUGUGUGUGUUCAUGUGUGUGUGUGUGUUUCAGGAGCCCUGCUGAAAGCCGUGUGUGUGUGCAGCGGUCUGGUGUCUCUCUCCUCCCAGCAUCCUCUGGGGGAUCAGCUGAUGCGGCGGUGGGGCGGGGGGGUGGAGCUCCACAGCUGGUCGUCGUUGCCGACAGGAUCGGGUCUGGGUGAGCGAUUGUCUGAACUUGGUGCGAGGAGGUCAAAGGUCAAUUAUUUGACCAGGUUGUCAAAUCUCUCCUCCUGCAGGUACCAGCAGCAUCCUGGCGGGGGCGCUGCUGGCUGCGGUGUACAGGUGUACGGGUCAAACCUAUACCACAGACUCGCUGAUCCACGCCGUCCUCUACCUGGAGCAGAUUUUAACCACAGGUGAGUCACAGGUGAGUCAGUUUUUGUUGAGAGACAAAAAACAGCUGGUUUAAGCUCCUCCCCCUUUCUCCUCCCACAGGUGGAGGCUGGCAAGAUCAGGUCGGAGGUCUGGUAGGCGGGGUCAAGGUGGGUCGUUCCAGAGCGUCCCUCCCCCUGCAGGUAGAGGUGGAACGUCUUCAUCCUCCUCAGGACUUCCUGGUCUCUCUGGAGCAGCACCUCCUGCUGGUGUACACGGGAAAAACACGGCUGGCCCGCAACCUGCUGCAGGUAAGAGAGUGUGUGUGUGUGUGUGAGAGAUGAUAAAGAUGAAGAUGAUGAUGAAGAUGAUGAUAAGAAUAUGAAUAAUGAUGAUGAUGAUAAUAAUGAUCAAUAAUAUUAGGAUGAUGUUAUAAUAAUAUAGUAUAGAAAAUGGAGAUAGUGAAAAUAAUGAUCUUAAAGAUGAUCAUAAAGAUGAUGAUGAUGAUGAUGAAGAUGAUGAUAAAAAUGAUAUUGAUGAUGAUGAAGAUGAUGUUGAUGACAAUGAUUAUGAUAAUAAUUAUAAUGGAGAUGAUCAUAAAGAUGAUUUUGAUGAUGAUAAUGAUGAAAAUAAUGAUAAUGAAGACAAAGAUGAAGAUGAUAAUGUAGAUGAAGACGAUGAUGAAUAUGAUGAUAAUGAUGAAGAUGAGGAUGAUGAUAAUAAUGAUGAUUAAUAUUAGGAUGAUGUUAUAAUAAUAUAGUAUAGAAAAUGAAGAUAGUGAAGAUAAUGAUCUUAAAGAUGAUAAUAAAGAUGAUGAUGAUGAAGAUGAUGAUAAAAAUGAUAUUGAUGAUGAUGAAGAUGAUGAUGAAGAUGAUGAUAAAAAUGAUAUUGAUGAUGAUGAAGAUGAUGAUGAAGAUGAUGAUAAAAAUGAUAUUGAUGAUGAUGAAGAUGAUGUUGAUGACAAUGAUUAUAAUAAUAAUAAUAAUCGAGAUAAUUAUGACAUUGAUAAUGAUUAUGAAGAUAAUAGAGAUGAUAAUGAUGAUGAUGAAGAUGAUAAUAAGGAUGAUGAGGAUCUUGAUGAAGAUGACGAUGAAGAUGAUGUUCAAUAUUAGGAUGAUGUUAUAAUAAUAUAGUAUAGAAAAUGAAGAUAGUGAUGAUAAUGAUCUUAAAGAUGAUAAUAAAGAUGAUGAUGAAGAUGGUGAUGAAGAUGAUAAUUAUGAUAAUAAUUGUAAUGGAGAUGAUCAUAAAGAUGAUUUUGAUGAUGAUGAUGAUGAAAAUAAUGAUAAUGAAGACAAAGAUGAAGAUGAUAAUGUAGAUGAAGACGAUGAUGAAUAUGAUGAUAAUGAUGAUGAUGAAGAUGAGGAUGAUGAAGAUGAUGAUAAAAAUGAUAUUGAUGACGAUGAAGAUGAUGUUUAUGACAAUGAUUAUAAUAAUAAUUAUAAUGGAGAUAAUUAUGACAUUGAUAAUGAUGAUGAAGAUAAUAGAGAUAAUAAAGAUGAUGAUGAAGAUGAUAAUGAGGAUGAUGAGGAUCUUGAUGAAGAUGAUGAUGAUCAUAAAGAUGAUUUUGAUGAACAUGAUAAUAUGAUGAUGAUGAUGAAAACAAAAAUGAUAAUGAAGACAAAGAUGAUGAUAAUGAUGAUGAAUAUGAUGAUAAUAAUGACCAAGAUGAUGAAGAUGAUAAUGACAGUAAUGACGAAGAUGAUGAUGAAGAUGAUAAUUAUGAAGAUAAUGUUGAUGAUGAAGAUGAUGAUGACGUGUGUCCGUCUCUGCAGGAUGUGGUCCGGAGUUGGUACAGUCGUCUCCCUGCGAUGGUCCAGAACGCUCAGCAGCUGGUGUUGAAUUCAGAGGAGUGCGCUGGAGCGUGCUCAGAUGGUGAGAGCGUUCAUCGGAGGGAGUGAGGGAGUGAGGGAGUGAGGGAGUGAGGGAGUGAGUGACUGAGGGAGUGAGGGAGUGAGGGAGUGAGGGAGUGAGGGAGUGAGGGAGCUUUAAUCCAUCAGUUUCCUUGAAUGUUACUUUAUUUGUUUUUGCAAUUUUUUUAACUUCAUCUUAAAUUUUUCCUCAUUUUUGACUUUGACUGAAUUUUAAUUGAAAUGUUUGUGGUUUAAAUGAGAUUUUGGUAAAAGUUUAUUUAAGUUUUUAAAGUUCAGUGAAAGAUUCUUCAAAAACUUUCCAUGUGAAGAUUUUAUUUAUUAUUUUUUUUCACAGCAGAAAAAAAUAUAAAACUGUUAAAAGGUUUUAAAUCAGAGUGACUUUUACCGUUUGUUCGGGUUUUAUCCAGAUUCUUGUUUUUAAAAAAAGAGUCCGUCCUCCUCUGGAACAGGAUAAAUAUGAACCUCUAUAAGACAGACUCCGGGGUCCAGGUCUUCAGUUCUUCAUUCAGAGUCCAUGAAGUUCUGCUAGUUUCGUGUCACACCGUCGUUUUCCUCUUUUCUCCGAUGUUCGUGUUUCUGCUCGUGAUGAGAGACUUGGUCCAGAACUUUCUGGUUUUUUUAAAGUCGCUUUUUCACAAUCAGGAUCUCCACUCACAUCCUACAUUUCCCAGAAUCCCCCUGUGAGAGGUCUGACAGAGUUCUGACCUGCCCCCCUCAGGUUCUCUGUCCAGACUUGGCGCCUGUCUGGACCGGUCCUGGCAGCAGAAGAAGCUGAUGGCCCCCGGCUGUGAACCCGCCUCGGUCAGGGCCAUGAUGGAGGUUCUGAGGCCGCUGGUUCUGGGUCAGAGUCUGGCCGGGGCUGGAGGAGGCGGCUUCCUCUACCUGCUGACCCGGGAACCUCUGCAGCAGGAGGCGGUGCUUCAGAUCCUCGACGACACGCCGGUGAGCAUGCUCAGAUGGGUUCCGGAUGGUUCUGGUCCAAACCGGUCUGUUUCUCAGUGAAGGUUCAUCAUCCGGUCCAGUUUCUGAUCCUCUGUGCCGGUCUUUGUGUCUUUCAGGGUCUCGGAGACUUCAGUGUUCACUCAGUCCAGAUCGACAUGGACGGGAUUCACGUCUCGUCACCAACCUGAGGACCCACACACACACACACACACGUUUGUCUCUCUAUUCCUGUGAGGACCCUGAGACAGAGUCUGUCCCGGAUCAGACGGUUCUGACUCAGUCCAGACUUUGUUUGUCAUCGUUUCUUAGGAGGUCAAAGUCUAAAAACAAAGGACCAGGACUUUGAACGAGGACCGCAAACAUCCUGGAGUUCUUCAAGCGUUCGGAGAAGAUCCAGAGUCCGAAUUUAAACUCUGAUCAUGAAACAUCGUCAGUGUCCGAUAUCUUUGAUUAAAGAGUUCAUCUGCUGACAACACCAGAGCUUCACUGCUUUUCUUUAUCAGCUCCAGAGUCACAGUCGUCCAGAGUCCCCCAGGAGGUUUCAGAGACCCCUCAAGGUUCAUCCAUGUAGAUCCAGGACCUGCUACCUGCCCGCAGCGCCAAAACUCCGCCCACUUUAUCAAACUGUUGAAGUCCGAGGUUUCAGAAGUUUGAGUUCAGUGACUCUGAGUUACUUCCUCUUGAGUAUUUAUGCUGCUGUUGUAGGGCUGCACGAUAAAUCAUUUCAUCAUCGUCACGGCGAUGUCAGUGUGCGUGAUAGUCACAUGUCAGAGGUGAAUGAACUCGUCUAAUUUCAAGAGCAGCUGACUGACAGACACUGACAUGUGACUCUGCGUGUGCAGCGAUCCACCAAUCACAUUCGUUCUUUACUCAGCUGCCAAUCAGACUAACCUGCCAGCCGUCAAUCAAAAUCAGAGAGGAGGAAACCACGCCCCUGCACAUGGAGCGAGUCGCGGGCGCUGUCGGUGUUGUUCCGAGAAACGCCAAGAAGGACUUUGGGAACAUUCCUCACCUCUGAUACGAUUGUCAGGCGCGUCAAAACUCGCCUCUGAAUAUUUCGUAAUUUCACGUUGUAUUUUUGCGUCGGUCCUGGUGUGUGAGGACCUAAAGACAGACUGAAGACAGUCUACUAACGUUCACAUGAAGAGGGAAGAUCAGAGCAGGUUAACUGUCCUCAAGACUUCAGCAGAAACUCAGAUUCAGAUCAUCGGAGGAAAAUUCCUGUUUUUUAAAGGGGACCUGCCAUCAAAAUUUAAUUUUGUGGUUUUUUUGUGUCAGAUAAGGUCCAUAUUAUGUUCGUCUUAUGUUGUACAUGUGAAAACAAACCGUUACUUCGUUUUCAUUCUGUAAAGGUUAAAAAUAAAGGAACGAGUAAACCAGGCCAAUUGAAAAAGCCCGUCGGUGUUACGUUGCGCUGACCUUGCUCAUUAUUAUUCACGAGCGCGUCCCCGGUGAGCCGCGCCCACUCUCUCGUUCUCGUACUCAGUCACAGUCAGAGCGAGACCCAGCUACCGCUGUAUCCGCUAUGGGUCUCUUCCAAACGACCGGUGUUUCCUUCGGUUCACUGCCGGGAAAAUGAACUUAAAGCCGGGCAGAAUGAAUGAGAAACACCGCUGGAGAUCUCCGGCUUCUUCUUCAACUUCCACCUCCUCUUCGGACUCGGGGUCUAAAAUAUAUGGUUUAAUACCUGCCGUUUUUAGCCUUUAGCAUCAGGUGACCAGACGUCCCCGAUUUCCGGGGACAGUCCCCGUAUUGGAUGAUCUGUCCCCGGCAAAAGCUGUCCCCGAAAAUGUCCCUGAUUUAAGCGUUUCAUUAAUGAGAGCAGAAAUGUUGCGUGUGGGCUCGAACAACGGUUAUUACAGUAGCCGAAUUUAGUUAGCAGUCCUGAACAACAGUUCUUACAGGGGUUAUUACAAGGGGCAUGUGCUGAUACUAAAGAGUACCGAGACUUUGUCUGUGAUCACACAGACCCUGCAGCCCC